AUGGAGUCGUCGGCCGUUCGGCGGUGCAAGCGAUGCGCAGGUUCUUGGCGGUGCUCCGAGGUGGCGUCGCGGGGAAAGUCGUACUGCAAGAAGCACCUGGCGCAGAGGGAGAGUUACGACCUGAAACAUAGAACCAAGGAAAAAGGAGGAGAGGAGGUGGAGAUAUACCAUGAUUCCAGCUCCAGGAAAAGGAAGAAUGCUGUAGUCUGCAGGGAAUCGGAGGUGGAAGUGUCAGAUUCCGAGUUGAAACGAAAAUCGGUCCGAGUUCGAGAGUUGAAGCUCUCGGCUAGUUCGAAGCAUAACAAAAUGAGUGAUGGUAGAAGAGUAAAUAACACCAUGAAGGCAGCGUUGAAGGUAAAUUCCGAUGAAGAGCGGGGGCGGAAUUAUUCCUCGCUGGAGAAACAUUCCAUGGUUACGGAUUUGCACAGGAAAACAAAGGAGGGUGGAAGUUUGAUGUGUCAUCAGUGCCUGCGGAGUGACAAGAAUGGUGUAGUCAUCUGCUUAAUGUGUGGCAGAAAACGCUACUGUUUUGAUUGCCUCAAGAAGUGGUACCCAGGAAAAACAAAAGAGGAAGUUGAGAAUAGAUGUCCAUAUUGUUGUGGCAAUUGCAAUUGCAAAGCUUGCCUGCGAGAGGUUCCUGUACCAAGGGUAGAUGAUUUCCUUUCUUAUCGUGGCUUCUUUCCAUAUGAUUUAAUCAAAAUUGUGAGGUUGAAAAUGUAUCAUCUAUAUGCUCUCUCUUAA
Messenger RNA from Neltuma alba, 741 nucleotides. RefSeq lists its product as uncharacterized. Gene Ontology annotation, biological process: regulation of transcription by RNA polymerase II. NCBI's taxonomy places the organism in Eukaryota, Viridiplantae, Streptophyta, Magnoliopsida, Fabales, Fabaceae. Bases 1 to 741 code for a protein of 246 amino acids. Gene Ontology annotation, molecular function: chromatin DNA binding; transcription coregulator activity; histone H3K9 demethylase activity. The transcript is spliced from 3 exons. Gene Ontology annotation, cellular component: histone deacetylase complex; chromatin. The record is from RefSeq and is a predicted model, not a curated record.